AUGGUAUCUACAUCCGGUGCUGUUGGCUGCGCGGUGGGCAUUCCAGCCGGACUGGUAGUUAUAUUUGUGUGCGCCCUACUUAUCAGACAGCACAUGAGAGAGAAGAAAGAGGACAAGAUCGCCGCAGAGGUGCCCGAGGAGGAAUUCGGGCAGAGACAGGAAAAGGACGACGGCGACUAUCUGGACUCGGUGCCGGUUCUGGAGGGGUCCACGUACGUGAAACAGCUGCACGGCGAGUCGCGGUUCAGAGAGGAAACGGUGCGGGACGCAAAUCUAUCUGGCUCGUUGGUGUGA
Molecule: messenger RNA, 294 nt
Organism: Ogataea angusta
Lineage: Eukaryota; Fungi; Ascomycota; Pichiomycetes; Pichiales; Pichiaceae
Exons: 1
Coding region: 1-294 (97 amino acids)
Source: RefSeq, a predicted model, not a curated record